Molecule: messenger RNA, 3264 nt
Organism: Trachymyrmex cornetzi
Lineage: Eukaryota; Metazoa; Arthropoda; Insecta; Hymenoptera; Formicidae
Gene: msi
Product: RNA-binding protein musashi
Exons: 6
Coding region: 388-1227 (279 amino acids)
Biological process (GO): regulation of translation
Cellular component (GO): cytoplasm
Molecular function (GO): mRNA binding
Source: RefSeq, a predicted model, not a curated record
GUGUCGUGUCGCGUCGCGUCAUCGUGCGUCUCCGUGUUGCGCGCGCGAUACGAUAAGACAAAGGGCCGCCGCGUUAUCUCGCGGCCUCUCUCGCACGUGAGAGAAAGAGAAAGCGAGAGUGAGAGAGAUAGACCGAGCACACACGUCAGGAAUGCACACAACAAUCGCGGAUACCAGUCCACAUAACUGAAGGAGAAGCAUGCGAUGUGUACAGCACACACACACAGAGAGAUCGUAACCCGGGUGCAGUCCCGAUAGUGCUGAUGCAUCCCGGCGCUUCGAGAAUCGCCACCGAUCGCGUUGUCCUAACAUCGUGUUUCCAUUGACGUGUUAAGACUGCGAAGAGGAUUAGGAAGUGGAGCUAGCGGACAUUAGUCGCGACCAUCGAUGGCGGCCGCGAGUUUUCCUCCAAACUUCUCGAACGUCGGUGUACUAGAGAAUUGCGCCGGCAUGGAGGCAACAAACGGUGCGAUCGAGCACGACUUCCACAACACGUUGGUGCCGAUAAACGGUAGCCAUUCAGGCAGCUCCGGCAGGAGUACGCCAAACGGCGGCGACCCGGCGCCGGGCAAGCUUUUCGUGGGCGGCCUUUCCUGGCAGACGAGCAGCGAAAAGCUGCGGGAAUAUUUUAACAUGUUCGGCACUGUCACCGAUGUCCUCAUCAUGAAGGAUCCGAUGACGCAGCGUAGCCGCGGUUUCGGCUUCAUCACAUUCGCCGAGCCCGGUAGCGUCGACAAAGUCCUCAAGUGUCCCAUCCACACCCUUGAUGGCAAGAAGAUUGAUCCGAAGCACGCGACGCCGAAGAAUCGCGCGAAACAGGCCAAUCGCACUAAGAAGAUCUUCGUGGGUGGUGUCAGUCAGGACACCAGCAGCGACGAGGUCAAGGCCUACUUCAAUCAAUUUGGGAAGGUGGAGGAGACGGUGAUGCUGAUGGAUCAACAAACGAAACGUCAUCGCGGCUUCGGGUUUGUCACCUUCGAGAACGAGGAUGUGGUGGACCGCGUGUGCGAGAUACACUUCCAUACGAUCAAGAACAAGAAGGUCGAAUGUAAGAAGGCGCAGCCGAAGGAGGCGGUGCAACCGGGCGCGCUAGCGGCGGCGUCCUCGCCCGCUGCGGCCGCGGCGCCCGGCAAUCCCUAUCAGGGCUACUCGCUCACCAACGUCGACAUGUCAAGCUUCCAAGGCGUCGAUUGGGGAUCCAUGUACGGGAUGGGGAUGUACGUUUAAAGAAGGAAUACGUUAUAUUAAACGUAUAUAUUAUAUAUGAUACCGCACGCGCUCCCGCUCUCUGAUCUCUUGGAUCCGACGACCGACGCCGACGGAUCCUUCUCGGGGAAGAGAUCAUCUCAUUCCCCGUGUACGAUACGAUAUAAUAUUCCUUCUCCGAGGUCGUUAAUUCUCGUUGUCGCGCGAACGCCUGCCUUUCGAUUUUUAUUCGGGGAUUUAGUGUCUCUGGAAAUGGCCCACCGCUCGCGCUGCAAGUAAUAACACUCGACACUCGACGAAGGAAUGACUUCCGUUAAUGCUUCGUCGUUUUAUCCAUCGUUCUCUUAUCUCCGAGAAACGAUGCUGGGAGAGAAAUGAUGGGGAUUCUUCGAUACUUUCGUCAUGGAAUGGCAUCGUGGGAAGCAGAUAAAGCGAAAGGCGCUCCAAUGAAGAAGGUUAAAAUUUCAAUCGAUUCGCGCUCGAGCGAGGAAUGAGAGUAAGGAUGAGAGCAAAGAUUGCCGCACACAAGAGGAUCAACUAUCUCCGACGUACGGAGAUCCAGCGAAUCAGGAACACACGCGAAGAAGGAGGACAGAGUCAUCCGUAUAAUCAUAUGUUACUUUCCCAAGCGGAAAUCGAAUGAAUUGCGUUUUAAUUUUCAUUAUACAUUACUUAAUUUAUUUGUGAAGAGGCGAGAUUAAGUAUCUCAUUAUAUGUACGUCAGUUCUUUCUUCGAGUCCCUCGUCUUUCGUUUUCGCGCGGCUUACAUCACUUUUCACAAUCACGAGUCAUUGCGUUUCAGCACACUUUGGUUCCUAUUUAGAUUAACGCGUACGCAUUAGAGUCAAAAGCGCAUGCGGAACCGCGUUUCAGCCACGCCCAUUACGUUAAUCAUCGAUUAAUUAACGCGAUCCAUUAGCGGCACUCGUUUCACAGCGUUCGCGGCAACCUCGAGCGGAGCUCUCCCGAGUGUUCCCGCAACGGCCGUUCUCUCGACCAUGAAGCAAUAAAAGGAAGAAAGCAAGAAAAUCGAGAAAGCACGGCGGACGCCGUAAACGACUCUACUCCACCAGGGGAGAGAACACUAAAUCGUUUCCGUAUUUCUUACUUUCCGUUAUGCGCGUCCCUCUUUAUUUUCUCAUAAUGUUUUAUCAUGCAUAGUAUAUAUGUAUAUUCGCUAACACCCCGAUCGAGUUGUCUCCGUCAGUGAUCAGCGGAAGCACGAACGCGAUGCGUCGAACCAAAGUAUGCGCUUUUAUCGUUAUGUCGUGGAAGAAAAUGAUGCCGUUUUCCCGAUUACUGACAUUUUUUUUAUGAAAACCUUAUUGGUUUUUAUAAAAAAAAAAUAGUCGCGUUUAGUCCCUUAGCACGAAUCGAAUCGUAUAGCGAAAGACUAGCACUAGGAAGACUAGGAUCUGCGUCCGCAACGCCAAGUGCCAAACGAACGAACCGAAGAGAGACCCGUCCAUUUCAGACGGUCAAGUGCGUAAUUCCCAAGAAACGAGCUCUCCGAGCUUUCCCUAUUAUUCGCAUUCCUUUUUUCGGGAUCCAAGCGGCAAUUGGCAACGACGACAGCUUCAUAACAGAACGACGACGGACCCUUUCAGUCUCUCUCUUCGUUGCAUUGAUGCUUCCGCUCGUCAUUCUCGGCGGAGCCUCGCGUCUUUCCGCUUUUCCAGAGGGCAACAGGUCAAUAUACACAAUUCACUUUGCGCGAGCGGGUAGAUUCUCCCGAUAUAUAUAUUACAUACGUACGAUAUACACGAGCAACAAUACGAGGGACACGUACAUAACUAUAUAUAUAAAAUGUAUAGGUACAUAUAUACAUAUGGUAAACACGUAUAUACACACACAUAUACAUAUAUAUAUAUAUAUAUUUUUCUUCAAAUAAUGGAAGACAAUAUUUCUCCGCUCUCCAUCGCGUUAAAUAAAAAUAAGACUAUAGCGAUUACAGAUGUGUAAUUCGAGUAAUUCGAAAAUCGCAUUAACCUUUAAGCAAGACUUUUAGCGACUUGCGAUAUGUAAUCCGCGUACGAGAAGUCGCGCGUAUAGCUGUUA